UGAUUGAGCAUUGUUGUGAAAACUCUUUGUUCAAUGUUCAGUUUUUGACGCACUUCGCUAGUAUUUUGGUGUAUCUGGAGUUUAUCGCGUUAUACUUUGUUUACAAUUUGUAAAAUUUAUCGCAAAUGACGCCAAAGAUGUCAUUGGGCAGAAUCAGCAUUUUGUAGAUAUUCGUAUGACGUUAUAAAUAUUAUUUUAUGCGUAUUUCUUAAUACAGUGUCGCAUAAUCGUCCGAGUCGAACUGAAAACAAGUCCUUUGUUCGUUCAAAAUGGAUUUCAAAAUUGUUUUAUUUUCUGUAUUUUUAUUUGUAUGUCCAAUUUUAAGUUACAAGCCUUUAGUGAUGAUUCAUGGAGUAAUGACCGGCAGUGGCAGCAUGGAAUUGAUAAAAAGUAGAAUUGAAGAGAAACAUCCAGGCACCAAGAUAUACAAUGUGAACAGGUUUGAAAGUUGGUCAAGUUUGGAAACUAUGUGGCACCAAGUUCUGGAGAUUGGGAAUGAUAUUGCGAACAUAUCUGCAGCACACCCUGAAGGAAUUAAUUUAUUAGGAUAUUCUCAAGGCGGUUUAAUAGCGCGAGGAAUAGUGCAGACCUUCUCAAAUGUCUCUGUUAGCACGUUUAUAUCACUGAGCUCGCCACAAGCCGGACAAUACGGAGCCGGCUUCCUUCACCUAGUGUUUCCUGGGCUGGUUAAGGACACGGUGUACGAGCUGUUUUAUUCCCGGGUGGGGCAACACACGUCAGUCGGCAACUACUGGAACGACCCCUACCAUCAAGCUCUGUAUGAACAGUACAGCGUUUUCCUGCCGUACCUUAACAAUCAUAUCAAUUCGUCGAAAUCGGAGGAGUUUAAAGCGAACAUGCUGCGAUUGAAAAGGCUCGUUUUGAUCGGUGGCCCUGAUGAUGAUGUUAUAACGCCCUGGCAGAGCAGCCAAUUUGGCUACUACAGCGGCAACGAGACCGUAAUGGAGUUGUACGACCAGCCGACGUAUAAAGACGACCUUAUAGGCCUCCGCACGCUAGACAAGACGAAACGCCUACACCUCGUCACCGUGCCAGGCAUCAAUCACUUCAACUGGCACAUGAACGUGAGCGUCGUAGAUAAUUAUCUCCUGCCUUAUUUGGAUUAAGUACUGGUACCAUUAAAAAAUACAGCAUAUAAAUAAUCUCGGACGUCUCUGUACGUCGCAUACUGUCAUUAUGACGUCUAUAUACGCUGAAUCUUGUCAUUAUUGAUUAAUAAUUAUAUAUACAAAAUCUGGUACGUCUAUAUACGUUGCAAGGAUGCGAGAAGGAUAAUGAUAGACCAACGGCUUGUCAUCCGAAAAAAAAUUCAACCUAAAUAAAAAUGAUUUUUACUCUUCAUAAUCCUUAGACGAUUCAUGAUUACAUCACUCAAACAAAAAAAAAUAUAUUUUCAUUACUUACUACAUUAUAAAAAAUUCAGUAGGCUAUUUUUAGAUUUAUUAUAAUUUUAAGUAGCCAAAUUUAUAUGCUUACGCUUAAAUAUUCAUAAGUUAUGUGAUUUUAUUAUAAUCUCAGUAGUUUAGAUAUAGUUUGUAGUUUUUGGAGGUGUUUACGUGGUUUUUUAGAAGCCAAUGAGUAUACGGCUAUGCUGAGGGCUCUGUAAAGAAAUCUCGAAAUUAUGUGAUUUAUAAAAAAAUAACAAAGAUUUUAUUUUAGAUUAUUUUUUGUAAACAUUCAAUAACCAAAUAAACAAAAAAUCUUGAUGAUGUAAAAAGUGCACAACCUGAGAAGCGGAAUGUUGCACAACGUGUAAGCAAUAACAUGGGCGCCGUCGUACGACGUUGCUCAACAUGUUCCGCAACAUAAUAUUGCUCAAUAAUUUCCUAGUGAAAACGAGCUUUAAACUUAUUAUUUGUAAUCAAUUCGACACUUAUUGGUGUUAAAGAUUAUACAAGUUAUGUCACUGACUAAUGUAUUGUAAUCUAAAACAAACAUAUGCGUCAUACAUGUCAUAUUUAUGCGUCAUAUAUGCUAUAACAUAUGACAAUACGGCAAUAGUAAUACAAACAGCAUUUAGUAACAAAGAUAUAGUGAUAUAGAUUUGUAGUUUUUUUUUAUUCGUGCACGAGAAAGUGACCCCACUGAAGCUUAUGAUAAGUGGAAUGGGGUGCAAUAGAAUGUCGAUUGACGAGAGAUGAUUAUCCCUCGACAGUCGACACAAUUAUGCCGGCCUUUUGGAACCGUAAAUACCGAUUUCCUUAUAUAAUUCCUAACACUUAAAUAAUCAAGCAUAUUAUUGAUGUACUAAACAUAAAUUAUUGAAGUAAACAACUCUUUAACGCUCAUAUUUGAAUAUUAUGUUUCUCAAUUAAUCAAAAAAAAAUAUCAAUAUUCAUGUGUGUUAUUAUGCAAUCAAAUUAAAAAAUAUGUCAAUAUUCAAUUGUGUUGUAUAUUAUGAUUUAAGCCCAAGAAUGGUCUAUUUUGUCAAAAAUACAAAAUUAAGAACAGAAGUUUUCUAAAACCUGACCAGGAAUAUAAAAAACUUCGCCACUUAAAACGUAAAAGCAAAACUGGUACAAUAGUAACUUUUUAAUUAGCUGGUCAGGUUAUAAUUUCAAAUAAAAUUCCCUAAUAGAUCAUUCUUGUUUUUGUGGCUCGAAACUUGCAAACAUUUGCUAAAUAACAUUUGAUUACUAUAUCAAUGAGUGUUUGAUCAUCAAAUUUACAUUUAUUCUUCACUAGUUAUGUAAUCCAAGUAGAUUUAAGACAUAAUGUAUACAUAACAAGGCUCGUAAUCAUGACGCCGUAUAACAAUCGUUAUCGCUAAUAAAACAGAAAAAUGUGUAAGAAUUGACACCGCACCUUUAGAAUUACAAUGGCGUAAGUGCAAAAGGCACAUAGUUAGAACUGACGGCAGAUGGGACAAAAUGGUUCUCGAGUGGAGACCACGUACCGGCAAACGCAGCGUUGGACGUCCUGCAAGGUGGACAGACUUGAUAAAGGUUUCAGGAACAUGAUGGAUGCAGGACGCUUUCGACAGGUCCGUCUGGAAAUCUAUAAGGGAAUAUGUUCAGCAGUGGACUUUAUGUGGCUUGAUGAUGAUGAAGUGUAAAAAACCGUUAAACAGACUUUAUAAUUGACAACAUUUGAAAAGUGAAACUAUCGAAUGAAAUAAUGCUUUUGGUUAUUACACGAAAGGUGCGGUAUCUUAGCGAGUCUUGCUCGGAUGUCAUUGCAAUACAUAUUUUUGUUUUCUCUUAGCGUAAACGAUUGGAGAGGCGUCUUGCUUAUGGCUUUCGGUAUUGGCAUUUAACUUGACUGGAGAUGUCGAAUGUUAACUGUGGCCACACUUAAGUAAAUUUUUAACGGUCAUUACUUAUUACCUCAAAUAAUAUAUGCAAUAUAUUAUUAUAAAAUAUAAUUUUCUGUACCAGAGAAGACAAUCCGUCGUUUUCAAUUAACGAUCGCCUUUUCGAUCCCUCGCAAAAAUGAACCAAUCAGAAUAAAGGAUUUUUGACAAGCUUACUAAUGACUGUUUUGAUUGGUUUAUUAUUGGGAUCGGACCGAAGAUUAAGAUUAUAAUCAUUUAUAGAAAACGGUUGUAAAUUAUAUAAUCUCAACUAUUUAAAGACUGAUACGACAGUCGCUAGAGUUAUGUCGGCUUGAAUCGUUUGCGUCACACUUUCUGUUUAGUGCUGUAAUUAACUAACAAUAUGAUGUGAUAAAUCAUAGGAAAUAUUAUUGCGCGUGCGCAUCUCCAUUUUUGUAGAGCGACGAAGUUAAGUGCCGAUACCUUGAUGCGACAGAAGUUAGGCUGUGUAUUUAUAAUUUAGUGUCGCCAGUGUAGACCAGUUUUUAAUGGUAAUCAAAUACAAAUUUUAUACUGGA
This is a messenger RNA of Manduca sexta (tobacco hornworm), 3852 nucleotides long. It is a transcript of the gene Ppt2, whose product is annotated as lysosomal thioesterase PPT2 homolog. Gene Ontology annotation, cellular component: lysosome. The coding region runs from base 270 to 1127 and encodes 285 amino acids. The transcript is spliced from 6 exons. Lineage: Eukaryota; Metazoa; Arthropoda; Insecta; Lepidoptera; Sphingidae. Gene Ontology annotation, molecular function: palmitoyl hydrolase activity; thiolester hydrolase activity. The record is from RefSeq and is a predicted model, not a curated record.